AUGAAGAUCCUCAUCCUUGCCUGCCUGGUGGCUCUUGCUCUUGCAAGGGAGAAGGAAGAGCUCAAUGUAUCCAGUGAGACUGGAGAAAGCCUUUCAAGCAAUGAGCCAGAUUCAAGCAGUGAGGAGAAACUUCAGAAGUUUAAACAUGAGGGACAGCAGCAAAGAGAGGUUGAACGCCAGGAUAAAAUCAGCCGCUUUGUCCAGCCACAGCCUGUAGUCUAUCCUUAUGCUGAGCCAGUCCCUUACGCUGUCGUUCCACAAAACAUCCUGCCUCUGGCUCAGCCUCCUAUAGUGCCUUUCCUUCAGCCCGAAAUAAUGGAAGUCUCCCAAGCUAAGGAGACCAUCCUUCCUAAGCGCAAAGUGAUGCCCUUCCUCAAAUCUCCAAUAGUGCCCUUUUCUGAACGCCAAAUCUUGAAUCCCACUAAUGGUGAAAAUCUGCGCCUUCCUGUGCAUCUGAUCCAGCCUUUCAUGCACCAGGUCCCCCAGUCUCUUCUUCAGACUCUGAUGCUUCCUUCUCAGCCUGUGCUAUCUCCUCCUCAGUCUAAAGUCGCACCUUUUCCUCAGCCUGUGGUGCCCUACCCUCAGAGAGAUACACCUGUCCAAGCUUUUCUGCUGUACCAGGACCCUCGACUUGGCCCCACUGGGGAGUUAGACCCUGCGACUCAACCAAUUGUCGCAGUUCACAACCCCGUUAUUGUCUAAGAAAAUUUCAAAGUUAAUGUUUUGUCCUCAUGUUUGAAUUGACUGCGACUGGAAAUGUGGCAUCUUUCCAAUCUGUGUAUCACUUAC
This is a messenger RNA of Equus quagga, 789 nucleotides long. RefSeq names its product casein beta (gene CSN2). Bases 1 to 702 code for a protein of 233 amino acids. The transcript is spliced from 7 exons. Lineage: Eukaryota; Metazoa; Chordata; Mammalia; Perissodactyla; Equidae. The record is from RefSeq and is a predicted model, not a curated record. Gene Ontology annotation, cellular component: extracellular region.